GUGACACCAUGCCGUCACUCUGCAAACCCACAACAACAGGCAAACCUUUCCUCAUCUGUGUUGCCAACCUAGUCUUCAUCCUCCUCUUCCUCAGUCCCUCCAGUAUCCGAGGGGCUUCGUUAAGGGAGCACAGACUGAGGGGAAGCGAAUCAGACUCCCCAAGAGGAAAUCUCCCCCACGAUGCCAAUGCAGACAUGCUCAAAGCCUUGGAGUACAUCGAGAGCCUCCAUGAGCAAAGCGGCAGAGAUUCAAAGCAGCGCUCGCCGCUCGCUCCAGGCCACAAUGCCACUCGCAUGGAUGACAACGAGAGGCUGCUCGCCAUGCUAAGACUGGGGUCAAAUCUGGGCCAAAGCCAAGUUGAAGAUAAGCUGGAGGAGGAAGAUGAAGACAAGGAGAACAUGGGAAAAGAGGAUAAAAGUGAAGAGUUGCUAGAGGCUGUGCUCAAUGCCCUCCAGCAGACGGAAAAAGACACAGAGCCAGAGUCACUUCACCCCAGCAUGGCCCGCGGAUUUCCCGGUGAAGGAGCAGUGGUGAGAUCAAAGACCGGCAUGUAUCCCAGGUUGUAUCAGAAACAACGUGGUGGAAUUACACCUCACAAGAAGCUACCUCUGAUGUUUGAGGAUGAGGAGGAAGACGAAGAGCAUGAGAGUCCAUUUAAGCGCACCAACGAGAAUGUGGAGGAGAAGUACACACCUCAGAACCUGGCAACCCUGCAGUCAGUGUUUAAGGAACUGGGGAAGUUGACAAGUGCAAAGGCAACGCAUAAACGGCAGCAAGAUGAGGGAUGACACAGAGGCGAAGAUGAGGAAGAAGAAGACAAUAAGGAUGAUGUGUUUAACAUCAGGGAUGCAGCAUACAACGACGGCACAGACUUUGAAGACUGGGAUCCACAACCGGCGGAAGAAGAAGAAGAGGACGAGGAAGAUGAGGAGGAGAGGAACAAUGAACAUGAGGAAAACCGAGGUGUGAACUAUUUUGAUGAUGAAGAUGAGGAAAGUGAGAAUGAAAAAGAUGAAGAAAGCUACUUGAUCAAAAGAUCCUCAAUGUCAGAUCUACAAAAAGAUCAGGAUGACAUUGCUAAUCUGGUGGAUUACUACCUUCUGAAGGUGUUGGAGAAAACUGAAGAGGAAGAGCAGAAACGUGAGCUCGAGGAGGAGAAAGAGAGGACUGAGAGAAGGGUGCCUGAGCACGAAGAAAAAAUAGACCCACGGCUGAUCUACCAGCUUAUUCAGAUCUCCAAGAAAUACCAGAUUCCACCAGAAGACUUGAUGGACAUGAUGAAAAUAUCAAAUCAGGACAAAGCCCUGCUGAGCCAGUCUCGGAAAAAUAGCGAAUUAUCCCGAGCAGAGGACAGGUUCUCUCAGAUGUCCUCAAAGAAGACACACAAGAAUCCUGGCUUUAAAUCCUACCACAGACGCCUACCUGAUCGACAAAAUCCUAAAAUCCCAGAAGACCCGAGGAUAGAAGAGAUGUUGAAAAUCCUCGGAUUAGGAGAAAAUAUGGAUCAAGCUCCCCUCUGGAAGCAGAAUCAGCACAAAAGCUCGAUUUCACAGCUUCACACUCUGCCGGCGAAGCCUUCAGGGGAAUAUGCUCCCAUACAAAGGUAUCUUUCCAACAAAUUAAAGCAUGACUAUGAUGACGCCGCAAAUGAGGACGAGCUGGCAGCAUAUCUAGCAGCUGAGAUGCUGGCACGGUAUCCCAAGCAGGCACACAAAACCAAAAUGGGCCAAAAGUGGGAUGAGGCCAGACAGACAGCACCGGGGCUUUUUGAGCAAGCGCUACAGGACUACUUUGAUCAAAUGGACUCGGAUCAAAGCCAAACUCCAAAGAUCCAGUCUAACGUCAGUGAGAAGGACGAUGCCACCCAAAUGCAAGGAUGGGAUAACGAGGCCGUAAUGAAACUGAUGAGCUACAUGAACCCAGAAAGUAAAGAUAACGAAGAUGACGCCAAACCUGCCAAAGAAAUAUAACGUUGACAGUGGAGCUGUACAUACAAACACACAUAUGUUGUUCUGUCGAACAGGGAGGGUUGGAAUAAAGUAUUUUGAAAAACAAGAAAAGAAAGAAGAGUCUGAUUUAGUUCAUCUGUAGCUUUACAAAACUUUGAUUGUGCUCAUAAUUAGCUGGAGAAAUAGUCAUGCUCUUUUUUUUAAAGAAAAAAAAUCCAGGUUUUGUUGCUCCAUGACAGCAGACUCGUACAUGUGACUCACCAGCCGUACACUUCAGUGCAUACAACAAAACCAAUGUUGGGCCCCUUAGAUCCACUUGUGUUUUUUGUACUUAUUUCUUAAAUGUGAUUUUGUGUGACAUAUCUGAGGUUAAUAAAGCAUUGACUUUA
This is a messenger RNA of Thalassophryne amazonica, 2338 nucleotides long. RefSeq names its product secretogranin-2-like. The record is from RefSeq and is a predicted model, not a curated record. Gene Ontology annotation, cellular component: secretory granule. Lineage: Eukaryota; Metazoa; Chordata; Actinopteri; Batrachoidiformes; Batrachoididae.